Chenopodium quinoa (quinoa) is the source of this 1098-nucleotide messenger RNA. RefSeq names its product putative nuclease HARBI1. The record is from RefSeq and is a predicted model, not a curated record. The transcript has 2 exons. Lineage: Eukaryota; Viridiplantae; Streptophyta; Magnoliopsida; Caryophyllales; Amaranthaceae. The coding region runs from base 1 to 1098 and encodes 365 amino acids.
AUGAAGAUGAAAUUGUCCCGCAGCGUAGGGGAGAUAGAGAAAGGGAGAAAGGGCAUUUGCGAAAAUCAGUUUCGUCGUCGAUUUCGAAUGCACAAACCUUUAUUCUGUCGGAUUAUGAAUAAAGUGGUUGAGGGCGAUCCGUUCUUCCAGCAGCGUAGGAAUGCAGCUGGUAGGCUUGGCUUAUCACCUCUGCAGAAAUGCACCGCUGCAAUAAGAAUGUUAGCGUACGGUGUUGCUCCGGAUGCCGUAGAUGAAUACAUACGCAUGGGUCAAACAACAUCUAGAAAAUCAAUGCAACAUUUUACUCAAGGGGUGAUCAAGCAUUUUGAGGCCGAGUACUUAAGAAGUCCAACAGAUGAAGAUUUAAGGAGAAUCCUUCACCAAAAUGAAAUGCGUGGAUUCCCGGGCAUGAUCGGUAGCAUCGACUGCAUGCACUGGGAGUGGAAGAGCUGUCCUAUGGCUUGGAAAGCACAAUACGCAGGUCGUAGCAAGAACGCAACCCUUAUCCUCGAAGCUGUUGCGGAUCAAGAUUUAUGGAUUUGGCAUGCAUUUUUUGGAAUACCCGACUCUUGUAAUGAUCUUAACGUCCUAUACCGCUCUCCGGUGUUUGACCAUGUUUUGAAAGGAUGGGCACCACCAAUUAGUUAUAUGAAGGACAAGUUAUUUGCAGAUAAACAAGCUGCAGCUCGGAAAGACGUUGAACGUGCGUUUGGAGUUCUACAGGCUAGGUUUGCCAUAUUACGACAACCCUCACUUGCUUUCGACGAAGAUAUUUUGAGCGACAUAAUGAAAGCUUGUAUCAUUAUGCACAACAUGAUUGUCGAGGAUGAACGACGCAAUUACACUUGUGCCGAAGUUUUGAGAAGGUAUUAUGAAGAAGAUCGCCCUCAGAUUCAUAGAGCAAGGUCCGGUCCGAGUAUAAGUGCCACAGUGAAUAACAACGAGCCUUUCGAAUUUGACGUUGGCCGACCACCAAACGUUGAUUUUGACGGGUAUAUUCAAAGAAGAAUUACCCUGUGUGAUAGCCAAACCCAUUUUUCUUUGAAAGAUGAUUUAGUUGAGCAUAUUUGGCAAAAAUACGGUCGUACAAAUGAAUAA